GCGGGAGGUGAAGCGGGGGGUGAAGGUGGAGCUUGGGAAUACCAGUGCUAGGGCGAGUUGGUGAUGGUGGAGUGUCUGCGCCCUCUGGAGAAGCAAAUCUGGCCCAGGACCUCUUGGGCAAUCAGCCACAAUGUCGAAUAAGGAGGUGAAGGCAGCACUGAAGAGUGCCAGGGACGCAAUACGGAAUAAAGAAUAUAAAGAAGCCUUAAAACACUGCAAGGCAGUUUUGAAGCAAGAAAAAAAUAACUACAAUGCGUGGGUGUUCAUCGGUCUGGCAGCUGCUGAGUUGGAGCAGCCGGACCAGGCCAAAGGAGCAUACAAGAAAGCAAUCGACCUUGAACCAAACCAGUUACUGGCAUGGCAGGGGUUAGCAAAUUUGUAUGAGAAAUCCAACCAAGGAGAUGUCAAAGCAGACUUGAUGGAUGUUUACCAAAAGCUCUUGGAGCUCUAUGAAAGUGGUGACAAGCAGAAGUGGUGUGAUGUGUGUAACAAGCUUGUGGAGCUGUAUCAGCAAGAAAAGAAAUAUUUAGAGGCGGCUGAAACAUGGCAGAAACUCAUUCAAAAGAAAAAAGAGGAUGCUGUGGAAAAGUCAGAGCUUCACCAGCUGUGGAAGAAGAUGAUCCAUUUGCUCAAGGACAACACACAGGACCAGGAUAACAAGACUGAGCAGUUGCUUUUGGUUGCAUUUGAGCACGCGCUAGGCUCUGCUGACACCAUUCCCAGUGAAGACCACCAAAAUCUUUACAAGGACUUCAUUCAGUGCUUGUCAAAGUUUCCUUAUGAAACGGCCAGGCUGGAAAAGGCCUGUAAUGAUAUGAUGGCUUUGUAUCCAACUGUGACUUAUCCUUUAGAAGUGCUUUCCUUGCACUUUGUUCAGUCAGGUACUUUGUCAGAAGAGGCCCUGCGCUGUUUUUCUCGUCUUUCAGAGAUGGAUGCAAGCAGUGCUCCGGGAAUCAUCGGAUUUGGUAUCAAAUGCCUCCAAGAAAAGAAAUACAAGGAGGCUGUGAAAAGUCUUACCGAAGCUUUGCAGAAGACUGGCCAGUGCCCAGCAGCGUGGUAUUAUUUGGCAGAGUCGCAGAUGAAGAUUCACAAACACAGAGAUGCUGUGCUGUCCUGUGAUCAAGCUCUUGAGGCUCUUGGAACUCCUACGGGUCCUAGUCUUCGGUGGAAGAACCAUAUCCUUCAGUUGAAAGCGGAGGCCUUGAUUAAAAUAGGUGAUGCGGAUGGUGCAGAAGAAGCCAUUAAAGCACUCGAACAGAUUGCGGAUGCCAGCAGCAAUCCAGCGGUUUUGGCUAUCAGAGGUCAGGCUUAUCUAAACAAGGGUUUAGUCGAUCAAGCUUCAGAGAUUUCACAAGAGCUUUUGUUGUCCUACCCUGAUCUAGCUGAGUCCCACGCUAUGGAGGGUUUCAUCCAUUAUUCCCAAAAGAACUAUGAACAGGCAGAAAGAAGUUUCCUAAAGGCCAUUGAAAGAAAUGACGAAACUGCCGAGUAUCAUCAGUACCUGGGUCUCACCUACUGGUUCAUGAGUGAUGAGACGAAGAAAGACAAAGGGAAAGCACUCACUCAGUUCUUGAAGGCUGCAAAAUUGGACAGCUACUUGGGAAGUGUCUUUCGUUAUUUAGGUAACUACUACAGAGACAUUGCUGGAGACAAAAGCAGAGCUCGUGGUUGCUAUAAAAAGGCUUUUGAACUGGAUGAAACUGAUGAAGAAUCUGGAACAGCAGCUGUAGACUUAAGUGUGGAGCUUGGAGACAUGGACUCUGCUCUAUCAAUCCUGAAUGAGGUAACUGAAAAAGCAAGAACGGGUACAGCAAAGUGGGCCUGGCUUCAUCGUGGGCUCUACUACCUGAGAACUGGGCAGCCAUCAAAAGCAGUGGCCGAUUUGCAGGCUGCUCUCAGGGCUGAUCCAAAGGAUCCCAACUGCUGGGAGUCUCUAGGGGAGGCUUACUUGAGCAGAGGUAGCUAUGCAACAGCUCUGAAAUCCUUCAGGAAAGCAAGUGAGCUGAACCCAGCACUUGUGUACAGUGUUUACAAAGCCGCAGCAGUUGAGCAGAUUCUAGGGAAAUACAAAAAUGCUAUCACUACCUAUCAGCAGAUCUUGGAGACGACAGAGGAAUAUGUACCUGCACUGAAAGGACUUGGUGAAUGCUAUCUCAUGCUGGCAAGAUCGGCCCUUGAGAAUUAUUUUGACAGGAAGGCUAUGGAUUACAUAGAGCAUGCUCUUGAAUUUUUCACAAGGGCAACAAAGCAGCGUCCUGAUGUAUCUUGCCUCUGGAAACUACUUGGAGACACCUGUACGAGCAUCCAUGUUGUCUCACCAGCUAAAGCGAGUGUUCGAGUUCUGGGAUCCCUUCUUGGUAAAAACACAGGAAAACAGAUGCUGGAGAAGAGUGAGCUGCUCAGACUCGGGGCAAGGUGUUAUGGCAGAGCAUUGCAACUGAUGCCUUUGCCCAGUAUAUGGUGUGAUCUUGGAAUCAACUACUAUCGACAAGCAGAACACCUCACAGCAACGGGCACUGACAUGAAUGAGAUCAGUGAGCUCUUGGAGAAAUCUUUGCAGUGUAUCAAAAAGGCUGUGAGGCUUGACAGUAGAAAUCAUCUUUAUUGGAAUGCACUUGGUGUAGUUGCUUCCUGUAGUGCUAUUGGGAAUUACGCUCUUGCUCAACAUUCGUUCAUCAAAUCAGUUCAAGCUGAGGAAACCAAUGUCGUUGCCUGGACCAACUUGGGGGUUUUGUAUCUGGCAACUGGAAACAUUGAGCAAGCUCAUGAAGCCUUCAAGGUGGCCCAGGCUCUGGAGCCUACGUACUUGUUGUGUUGGAUUGGACAGGCUCUUAUUGCAGAGUCAGUAGGCAGCUAUGACACGAUGGAUCUCUUCAGGCACACAACAGAACUCAGUAUGCACAAUGAGGGAGCGAAAGGCUAUGCCCACUGGGUAUGUUCGACACUGCAGGAUGAAAGCAACAGAAACACCGACCUGUAUCUGUACAACAUUGUCCAAAUGAACGCUAUCCCAGCAGCCCAGGUGGUCCUCAACAAAUACACAGAAAGAAACCCGGAUGAUGCAUCUGCUUUCACAAUGCUUGGUUAUUUGAAUGAGCAUCUGAAUCUAAAGAGACAGGCAGCAGCUGCCUACGAGAGGGCAGCUUCAUUGCUGAAAAACUCUGAAGAUACUGAGAAAUAUAAUGUUGCCAUGCAGAACUAUGGCAGGUCACUGUGCACCCUGGGUGAGUGCAACAAGGCCAUUGAGGUUUACACAUCAAUACCCCUCACCACAUUUGAUAGCAUCAUGGGGAUCGCGUUGGCCUACUUUAAGAAGGGACUCCUACAAGAGAGUAUCAAAGCCUAUGAAAAAGCCUUGUCUGUUGCCAAAUCUGAACAAGAUAAAGCGCAUAUCCUGACUGCCCUGGCCAUAAUAGAGUAUAAGCAGAACCAAGUGGAUGCUGCAAAGGCACUGCUAUUUAAAUGCUCAUUAAAGGAACCUAGUAUGGAAAGCUUGAAGGCUUUGUGCACACUGGGACUGGUGCAGCAGGAUGCUACGCUUGCAACAGCUGCCCUAAAAGAGUUACUGAAGCAUGAAAAGGGGGAUGAUGACGUUGAGGAGAGGUGUCUUAUUGCAUCUGCUGUUUAUGCCCUGCAAGGCCGAAGUGUGAUGGCCCAGAGAGAAGUCUCCAAAGCAAUCCACACUAACCCUGCUAAUCCUGCCCUCUGGUCUCUGCUGUCUCGACUAGUCCCACUGUAUGCAUCUCGAAAGGCAAAAGGGGGAGCUGUGGCAGGAAAUUCUGCACAUGUACUUGAUAUGAACCAUGGAAAGGAAGCCCUGCUGAAUAUUGCUGUGAAUCAGCUGGCAGCAGGAUGCCACAUGUUAGAAGAUGAGAAAAACAACCCUCUGAAAAACAUUCAGAAAGCCAUCCAUCUCUCUCCAGAUAAUCCCGCUGCCUGGGCAGUCCUAAUGGCAGCCUGCCAUGCUGAAAAUACCGUCGUCUGCCUGAUUAACACUAAGCCGAAGCGAGUGGGUCUAGAGAUGACACAUGUAUCUACAGUUUCAGCCAAAACUGGAGAAAACAAUCUUCCACCUAAUUAUAUCCGGACUCUUGAAGAGUGGUGCCUGUGUCAAGCUAUUACUAGUCUAGAAGAGACUGGUAAACUCUCAGAAGCCGAAGCUCUUUGUAACAAGAGCCACAGUGGAUGCUCCAAAUUUGAUUGUUAAAAAGAAAAGUCUUAAGGUAACGUGGAUGACACUGAUCUGGGCCGGAGUGUGGAUGUGUGGACGGCAUGGAUGCUCUGCAGCGGGACCAGGCCAGGCUGAAUCCGUGGGCUGAGACCAGCGGGAUGAGGUUCAACAAGGCGAAGUGCUGGGUCCUGCACUUGGUCCACAACAACCCCAUGUUGCUCCAGACUUGGGGCAGAGCGGCUGGAAAGCUGCGUGGAGGAGAAGGACCUGGGAAUGUUGUUUAACAGAGGCUGAACAUGAGGCAGCAGUGGCUCAGGUGGCCAAGAAGGCCAACAGCAUCUGGCUUGGAUCAGAAACUGUGUGGCCAGCAGGAGCAGGGAAGUCGUUGUGCCUCUGGACUCAGCACUGGUGAGGCUGCACCUUGAAUCCGGACCCCUCACUCCAAGAAGGACGUUGAGGGGCUGAAGCAUGUUCAGAGAAGGGAACGGAGCUAGGGAAGGGUCUGGAGAAGAAGUGUUAUGAGAGGUGGCUGAGGGACCUGAGGAUGUUUAGUCUGGAGUAGGGCAGUUUGAGGGGAAACCUCAUUACUGUCUGUAGCUCCCUGAAAGGAGAUUGUGAUGAGGUGGGUGCAAGUCUUUUCUCCCAAGUGACAGGCGAUAGAAUGAGAAGAAGUGGCCCAUGUGACUGUGUUCCUUGCUUGUGGCAUUUCUUUAUUAACAGGGAAGAGGGGUUAAAAAAUAAACCCAAAACAAACUCGGUCAAUGUUGUGGUUUUUUAUGGAUUCUAGGAUACUUUCUUGUGUCUUUAUUUGCUUGGUGAGAUGGUGUUUUCUGACCAGUGUGUCUACAGACCUGUCUCAGGGUAACAAGAAUGAGAGAUUUCUAGCCAUACAAGGUGGUGUAGAGGCAUGGGGGAAGCUUCUGGUGGGUUUUAUUGUUUUUUAUUAUUUAAGUAUCUUGGGGAGAAGAGAGCCAUUGCAGAGUAACACACUGCUGCUACAAACCCUCAUUGACACUUUUGGACCCCAUGCUUCUCAGAAAGCAAUGUGAAUGGGGGUGGUGAGUUGGGCACUGGAGUUGUUCACUUUGGGACAGGCAAUGUGAUUCCAUGUUUCUUAAUGGAGGAAGAUUGCAAUAAAGAGAAGCUUCUGUUGUGUUUCAGAAAGCCUCAGCACGUAUGUGCAUUCUUCACUAAAGCAGCAUUUUGUUAAGGGCUCACAAGCAAUGUAACUUGUUUUUUAAAAGGGUGCAAAGUACAAGUGCUGUUUCUUAGAAAAGAUCUGCUUUGAGUUGUAAUUCUUGGAAACAUUGUGAUUUGAGCAGGUGAAAUAACAUGGGAUGACCUGCAGAAGCUACACAUGCUUCACCUGGGAAGAAUAAAGCAACAGAUGGCUUGUUUUCUAUCUUUGCUCUUUUUGUGUAAGUUUAUUCUGAAAAAUACUCUCUACUUGCACCCUCAGCAAGUCAGCAGGCGACACCAAGCUGAGUAGCGCAGUUAUUGCAGCGGAAGGAUGGAAUGUCAUCCAGAGGGACUUGGACAGGCUGGGGAAAUGGGGCCAUGUGAACCUCAUGAGGUUCAAUGAGGCCAAGAGCAAGGUCCUACAUCUGGGUCAGGGCAAUCUGUGGUUUCACUAUAGGCUGGGGGAUGAUGUGAUUUGGAGCAGCCCUGAGGAGAAGAACUUGGGGCGCUUAGGGAGGAGAAACUCGACAUUAGCCGGCAGUGUGCGCUCACAGCCCAGAAACCAACUGCAGCCUGGCUGCAUCCAAAGCUGUGAGACCAGCAGGGCAAGGGAGGGGAUUCUACCCCUCUGCUCUGGUGAGACUCCACCUGGAGUCUUGUGUCCAGUUCUGGAAUCCCUAACAUAAAAAGUAUAUGGAAGUGUUGGAAUGGAUCCAGAGGAGGCCAUGGAGAUGAUGCGAGGGUGUUGCUCUUUUGUCCUUUCUUCUGAGGCCAGGCUGAGAGAGUUGGGGUUCUUCAGCCUUGAGAAGACAAGGCUCCAGGGAGACCUUACAGCAGCCUCCAGUGCUGAAAGGGGCUCCAGUAAAGCUGGAGAUGGACUGCUUAUAAGGGCAUAGAGUGAUGGGACGAGGAGGAAUGGCUUUAAAUUGGAGAGGGGGAAGAUUCAGAUGAGACAUUAGGAAAUUCUUCACAGUGAGGGUGGUGAGGCCCUGGCCCAGGCUGCUCAAAGCAGUGGUGGCUGCUCUGUCCCUGGAGGAGUUCAAGGCCAGGUUGAAUGGGGCUUUGAGGUCGCUUCCAACCCAAACCAUUCCAUGGUUCUAUGAUUCUCCUGUUAUUAAGCAGGAAAUGUUCAGUAAGGUGCUUGUGUUUCAGUGAGGAUAAAGCAUCUGGGAGAACUGAAAUUGCUUGGAAUACACUAAGGGUCACUUCUACUCACAGGACAGAGUUUUGCCUCUGUUAGCCUGAAACUAUAGUGAUUGUGAAGCCAAAGGAGAACUAGAGGGCUGACAUUUAUUUGUCUUAUCAUUCAGAGACCUCUAAGGCUGGGACAGGUACAGAACUUAGGAUGGACUUCAAAUGUGUGUUGAGGACAGAAAAAAUGUUUUCUGUUUUCAUAUGUCAGUUUCUGCAAUGCUGCUUUGUGCAGAACAGGAAAAAACGCCACAUUAAGAGCAUCCCAAGAGUGCUGUCAGAGCUGUUUUCUGUAAAGAUUGAAAUGGAA
Messenger RNA from Cuculus canorus (common cuckoo), 6851 nucleotides. RefSeq names its product SKI3 subunit of superkiller complex (gene SKIC3). Gene Ontology annotation, molecular function: protein binding. NCBI's taxonomy places the organism in Eukaryota, Metazoa, Chordata, Aves, Cuculiformes, Cuculidae. Gene Ontology annotation, cellular component: Ski complex. The record is from RefSeq and is a predicted model, not a curated record. The transcript is spliced from 38 exons. Bases 131 to 4207 code for a protein of 1358 amino acids.